Molecule: messenger RNA, 1496 nt
Organism: Olea europaea var. sylvestris
Lineage: Eukaryota; Viridiplantae; Streptophyta; Magnoliopsida; Lamiales; Oleaceae
Product: vesicle-associated membrane protein 714-like
Exons: 2
Coding region: 241-567 (108 amino acids)
Source: RefSeq, a predicted model, not a curated record
AAUCUGCUGUACGCUAUCAAACCUCAUUGGAUCGAUUUUCUGGCGUGAGCCGCGUGAUACCCAAUAAAAACUCUUCUGUCUUCGUUCAAUCUUCGCCCAGCCCACGCCACCCGUCCCUCUCGGGGAAGAAGAUCCAGUUAUCGUUCAUUAAUCAAACGUAACCUAAUCGAGUGUAUAAUUUGUAAUUAUGAAUCCUCAACUUUUAUUGUAAAUUUGUAAUUAUACAUAUACAAUAUUUUGAUGGCGAUACUGUAUGGGGUGGUGGCGCGAGGGACGACGGUGCUGGCGGAGUUCAGCGCCGUGACGGGGAAUGCCCCGGCGGUUUCUCGGCGGAUACUGGAGAAGCUGUCAGAGACGGAGCCGGCGGAGUCGAGGCUUUGUUUCUCCCAGGAUCGGUACAUAUUCCACAUCCUUAGAUCGGAUGGACUCACCUUCCUCUGUAUGGCAAAUGAUACCUUCGGAAGUAGAAAACAGGAUAUCAAUGGUGGAACUCUAUUUUCACCAGGGUUUGUUGAUAUGUCAAUUUUUGGAACUCGUAUUAGCUUUGUGUCCAUGACUUGUAAAUAGAAAGAUUGAACUAAAUGUUUGCCACACAACUGUUGACUUAAAUACAGAUAAAGCAGAAGGCAUCAUUGUGAGAAUGUUUUCAGAAACAAGUGUUUAUGGAAUGGGGUGGCGUUUAGGAAAACCAAGUCUUGGUUAGUUCACUUGAAAUACAGACUGGUUUUUAAUCCGAUUUGACAGUACACACCUCUGGUAGCAGAUGUUCAUAGUGUAAUCCGUUUUUCUUAUUUUUCCUUUCCUACCAUUUUGGCCAUAAUAAUUGUCUUGCUAUUUUUCCUUUGCUUUUCUUAUAGAAUGUGGCUUUUAGUGAACUGCUUCGAGAUUAAUUGAUAGCAAAAUUUAUUUAGCAUAAAUUGGUUUGUAGAAGACUGUUAUACACUCAAUUAGCUCAGUUUUGGCAAUCUAUUAAUGAGGCAUAGUUUUUGGACUUUGCCUCGUUUUUCUGAUCAAUUGAUCAAGAGAUAAAAAAAAAAUGGAAGCUAACAUUUUGGGCGUUCAGACAAAAGAAUGGGGGUCGAGGACUCUAGGGAAUUUAUCGGACUUUCGAUAGUAUAUGCUCAUUCCAUUAUUAACUUCUUUUCCGGAAUCAUAGGUGAAAGUUAUGACUGCAUUUCUUACAAUUGGUAAACCAUACUUCUCUUCUCACAAUGGGAUCAUUUAGACAAGGAAGUGCUCAAUCUUUUAUUGUUUUGUGGCUUCUAGGAUCUUAUCACAUUCUCCAAUCUUUUUAUCCUGAGAACUAUUCAUAUGUCUGUUCACAGUAUGAAGGCUUUGAGCUGUUUAGCCUCUACUAUAUAUAUGCUUUUAGCAUUGCAUUGUGUGGGGAUUUACAUCAUUUUUUUCCUUGAACUUAGAAUUAAAAUUUUUAUUAUUUUUUCAUAUUACCUUUCUUCUCCUCUUCUAUAUAUUACAACUAGUAUUUUGGCACAUUU